Molecule: messenger RNA, 1020 nt
Organism: Symbiodinium natans
Lineage: Eukaryota; Dinophyceae; Suessiales; Symbiodiniaceae
Source: the annotation of a GenBank genome assembly
AUGGAGAGGCCAAGCAAGCUGCAAAGAUUGCAUUCCUUGCGAAGGGCUACACCUUUCUGCUCGAAAAGUGCCUUGCAUGGUAUCUUGAAAGAUAUCUCCCAGCAUGGUGUUCCCGAGAUGUCGGGCCCAAAAGAGAUGAGGGAAGCCACGAGGUCGUUCUUGUCCAGAUACAAUACUUACGGGCCUUUGUUUGUGGAACACGAAGCAAAGACCACUGAAGGUGGCCUUGCGACUUUCAUGCUGCUUAAUGUGUUCAGCUUGCUCGAGGGUGUUUGUCGGCAAGGAGGUGCUUUCUACACUUUGCUCAAGAGAUGUGCAGAAGGUGAAGAUUCCUGGUCUCGGCUCGUGCAACAGAAGCAAAGGUGUGCAGCCAAAGACUUUAAUCUUUGGCAGCAAGCCACCGGCUGGACAUUCAGUCCAGAGUGCAUCUUCUCAGAGCCCUUGCUGAGGAAUGUCAUCCGACCGGUGGCAAUGUUCGUGCAUGAUUGGAUGCAUUGCUGCCUCAGUAAUGGCACGCUGAACGAGGCAACCUGGCGCCUCCUGAAAACCAUCCAGGGACAGGAUUUCAGUGCGGUGUUUGGUGACCUGGAGAAGUUCGUGGACCUGUGGACUUUGCCUGCUUCAAUUGCCCAAAUCAAACUGGGGCAGAUAAAGUCGUGUAAAGACGCCGACAAAUUCAAGACAACAGCAAGUGAGAUGCUGACCUUGAACCCAGUGCUGGCCUACUUUGUUCGGACAUGCAUCCUUGCCCAUGGCUUCUUAGAACCGCAAUGCCGAGCAUUCCUCCAGAUGAGUCACAUGGUAGAGUUGCUUCAGGCAGCUUGUCAUGGACAUGCCGAACAUGUUAGCCCAUUGCAGUUGACACAAGCAGCCGAUGAAUGUAUGAGGUCAUGGUUUGCAGCAGACUGGGAGAAACACGUGAACAGGAAGAUGCACUGGCUCAGAAACAUCAGAGGCUACCUGCAACCUUCAGCAUGGAAAGAAAGCACAAAACCAUUACAAGGUAUGCUGGCAGCAUAA